Molecule: messenger RNA, 2026 nt
Organism: Coccinella septempunctata (seven-spotted ladybird)
Lineage: Eukaryota; Metazoa; Arthropoda; Insecta; Coleoptera; Coccinellidae
Product: cytochrome P450 9e2-like
Exons: 4
Coding region: 391-1974 (527 amino acids)
Molecular function (GO): iron ion binding; oxidoreductase activity, acting on paired donors, with incorporation or reduction of molecular oxygen; monooxygenase activity
Source: RefSeq, a predicted model, not a curated record
AUCAUCAAUUACAUAUUCUAGAAAAAACACGAGGUUCUUGUUUUGGACUCUGUUCUUUAUUUAUUUUCUUCUUCAAUCUUAGUGUUGAUAAACAAUGGUUCAUUAACAAAAACAUCAUCGGGUUUGGAUCUUCUGUUGUAUCUUUCUGGGCUUGAAAUUUGAAAGAAUAAUAUGAAUCCAUAUGAAUUCACGAAUACCUUAAUGAACUCCACCGUGAGAUAAUGAAUCUCAUAUGCAAAACUGAGUGGGAAUCACUUGAAAUAAUAGACCCAGGACCUUGGCCACGGUUUUUCUUGAUAAAACUUUACUCUUCAGCUCAUAAUAUCGGUGAGUUAGUCAGUCUUUGACCGCAUACAGAAUCAAGAAACAUACAUCGAUUUUUGGAACGAAAUGUUUUUGCUUAUUGUGAUUAUUCUGAUCAUUAGCUUUAUUUUGUACGAAGCGAUUGCACUUUUACCAUCUUUUCUUUAUUGGAAGAGGAAGAAAGUUAGUUAUAUUAGCCUCCAGAGCACGCUGAAGAGGAUGAUUUUCAUGGAUAAAUCAUAUUUCGAGAUGGUGCGAGAUGAUUGUAAGAAAUUUGCAGGAAAAAGGUAUUUCGGUAGUUACUUGUCCAUCUACCCAGCCCUCUACGUGACAGACAUCGAUCUAAUCAAACAGAUGUUCGUCAAGGACUUCGAACACUUCACAGAUCGUUUCGAUCUACUCAAUGCCCAGUCUGACCCCAUAAUCAACAAGAACCUUCUAGCGGCUAGGGGUAAACAAUGGAAAGAACUCAGAACAACUGUCAGUCCCGUCUUCACCAACUCCAAAAUGAAGGCCAUGUUCGUCUUGAUAGCGGAAUCCGCCAGAAAGUUCGUUGAACACUUUGACGCCAUGGAUGGCGACACCAUUGAGGUAGAGAUGAAGGAGGCCUUCUGCAAGUACACCAACGACGUCAUAGCUUCCUGCGCUUUCGGUGCACAGUGUGACUCGUUGAAGAACCCUAAGAACGAGAUAUAUCUCGCUGGAAAAAUUGUAACCACAACCACACCUUUCAAGGUCUUAAAUGUGCUGUUCGUGACGCUUUUUCCAAAGUUCAAUCGGAUUUUUGGCCUUAACGGAUUCCCCAAAGGAAUUUCCCACGUUUUCAAGAGGAUAAUAACACAGACCAUCCGUACCAGAGAAAACGAGGGUAUUAUAAGGCCUGAUCUCAUCCACCAACUGAUGGAGGCUAGGAGAGGGAAGCUACAACAAGAAAACUCCAACUCAGAUGAAGUCACAGGCUUCGCAACAGUCUCAGAAAGUAAAGACCUGAAGUCUAAGUCUACUCUGGAGAUUACAGAUGACGUAAUCACUGCUCAGGCCAUCAUAUUCUUCAUGGCUGGGUACGAGGCAUCCUCAACGCUCCUGAGCUUCCUCUCCCACGAACUAGCAACAAAUCCCGAUGUCCAACAGAAGCUGAUCAGGGAAAUCGAUGACCAUCUGUCAUAUUCCGACUCUAUUUCCUUCGAAAUGGUUACUAAAAUGAAGUAUCUGGAUCAGGUUGUCACGGAAGCUCUGAGGAAAUGGCCUACGGCUUUUAUUUUGUUCAGGAAAUGUACGAAGGAGUACACCAUACAGCCUAAACAAGAGGGUGAAUUUCCUCUGACCCUACAGAAAGGUGCCUUGACCAUUAUACCCUUUGUUGCGACUCAUUACAACGAAGAGUACUUCGAGAAUCCAGACGCUUUUAUUCCAGAAAGAUUCGAUGACGAGAAUAAGAAGAAUGUUAUACCAGGAUCUUAUACACCUUUUGGAAUUGGACCAAGAAAUUGUAUUGGUUCUCGCUUUGCUCUACUGGAGAUAAAAUGUCUGGUAGCCAAUAUCUUGAGCAAAUUCGAAUUCCAAGUGACUGAAAAAACCAAUAUACCCUUGAAACUACACAAAACUUUGCCGAUGAGCAUAGAUGGAGGUGUUAUAUUAUCCUUGAAGAGGAGAAAUGUUAUAAAAGAAUGAAAAAUAAACCAUCAAUGCACCUUCGAUGUAAAAUAAUUAAAUAAAUUGGUAU